Messenger RNA from Coprinopsis cinerea okayama7#130, 1674 nucleotides. RefSeq lists its product as hypothetical. Bases 1 to 1674 code for a protein of 557 amino acids. NCBI's taxonomy places the organism in Eukaryota, Fungi, Basidiomycota, Agaricomycetes, Agaricales, Psathyrellaceae. Gene Ontology annotation, cellular component: membrane; TRC complex. Gene Ontology annotation, biological process: post-translational protein targeting to endoplasmic reticulum membrane. The transcript has 11 exons. Gene Ontology annotation, molecular function: molecular adaptor activity; protein binding. The record is from RefSeq and is a predicted model, not a curated record.
AUGGCUGAACAGACUGGAGACGAUCUUGCCCAAGUCGUAGAGAAGCUCAAGGCUCAGGGAAACGAGCAUUACAAGAACGGAAAACAUGACGAGGCCAUUGACUACUAUACAGAAGCUAUCGAAAAGCAGCCCAACGCGAUCCUUUAUGCUAACCGCGCUGCCGCUUACCUUGGUUUGAAGCGCUAUACCGACGCUGCGUCCGACUGUGAAAAGGCCGUGAAACUCGAUCCGACCUAUGCCAAAGCUUGGGGAAGACUGGGAACUGCCGCUCACGCGCUAUGUGAAUGGCCACGUUGCUUGACUGCUUGGAAUAAAGCCAUCGAAUGCUUGCCCAGUGAUGCAGCCCUAACACCCGCCCAGAAGGCAAUGAAGGUCCAGUUUGAAGACGGCCUGAAGAAGUCUAAAACUGCAAGCGUCACGAAGCCCUCGACUUCGGCGUUCGCUUUGCCUGAGAAAAACGUCGGUGCAACACCAUUUGGUCGAGCUCUCGCGCUUCACGAAGAGCUCAAGGCCCGUGGCAAGAUGAGCAGUGCAUUUGCGCUGGUCACUGCUUACGAAGAAUGGGUCGAAGGAAUAAAGAAGGUGAACAAUUUGCAAAAGGUCACAGUGCCAGGGAAAGGGCCAAUGAUGCGCGUGGAACAUGCCCUCGAGCCAUUGACCAACGCAUUGCUCAGUGACGUCCGCGCCUUCCAUGUUACAGACCCGAACUGGAUUCAAAAGUGUGAAGACCAGUGCAAAGCCGAAAAUUUGAGCAAAGGCGGGUGGGCUCACCGGUCGGACAGUGUCGAUCACAUCAAAGAAGACAUCGUGAAGACUGUGGCCGAGAAAGGGUGGGACCAUGCCAGGCACGCGAUAGCAAUCACGGUCAGGGUCUGGAUCUUCCUCGCCUUCCUACGGACCUCGAUUGUCCACCAGAGAGAGUUCGCCCACGACUUCUUCACUCGUGCCCUGGAGAUCUGCCAAUGGGGACGCAUCCGAUGGCCCAACGUUCCCUCAAAAACUAGAGGAACCGUCUUCGAGCGCACCUUCAUCCGAGGCAUCAAGCGCCUGAGACUACUGAAUAUGUUCGAGGAAUUCGUCGAGAAGGACGGACCUUUUACUCCAGAGGAACUAAAAAACUGCGCCGAAGACAUCCUUGAGGAUGUUGACGGGGAUCCUCCCUCCGAAGAGUUCAAGUCGCACUCUGCUGCAGCCUUUGCCUCGUUCUGGACCUACCCCAAAGGAACAGCACUAAGCGUCCUCGGAUGGAUGUGCCGCGAAAUGGCUCGAAAUGUAUCAGACGACAAGCACAGAGACACGUUCAGGGAGCAGGCUUUCGUCUAUUACUAUACCGCCGCCGGCCACUACGCCGAAGAUGACGAACAACACGUCCAAUUUCUUCGCGUCUCUCUAGAUUGUCUCUUCGAAGUCAAGGCUCCGCUAAAAGCUACCCUUCCGAUUGUUGACAAGAUUCGAGAGGCCGUUCCUGGAGUGCUCAAGAUUUGGGAAAUGGGGAGCAUCGGCUCACACUUGGCGGCGUGGAACACGGAGCUUGAGGAAUUCAGGAGAGCGCAGACCGAGGCUAUUGCCGAGGGCAGGGGAACUCUCGAUACAGUUGCUACUCUGACCCCCACUCAAAUUACGGCCCAGUUUGACGAUCCCAGGUUCCGUCCCGUCGAACUCCAAGCCAUUUAG